Molecule: messenger RNA, 2399 nt
Organism: Rhododendron vialii
Lineage: Eukaryota; Viridiplantae; Streptophyta; Magnoliopsida; Ericales; Ericaceae
Product: MAR-binding filament-like protein 1-1
Exons: 4
Coding region: 45-2201 (718 amino acids)
Biological process (GO): mitotic chromosome condensation
Cellular component (GO): chromatin; condensin complex; condensed chromosome
Molecular function (GO): chromatin binding
Source: RefSeq, a predicted model, not a curated record
ACCAGAGUGGGUGCUUGAGAAUCACUCAAAAAUCUAGAAAAGCAAUGAUCUUUGAAAUGGGGAGUUCUUGGUUUUCGCACUCUCCCUCCCCAUCGUCUUCCCCUUUAUUAAACUCUUCGCAAUCUCUUCUCCCCUACUCUUUCCCAAGAUAUGGAAGAAAGAACAGAACAGCCAAGGUUUUUAUGCAUCGUGACAGCCCAACCGACAGCGUUUUCUCGAAGAGGAGAGCUAUCCUCUUUCUGGGUAUUUCAGUUGUUCCCUUUCUUCAAUUAAAGGCUACCGAAGCUCUUGAAGGAGGACCUGAAAUACAGACAGCAGAGCAGAAACAAAAAUCAGAGCAAACAGUUCAAGGAGAUACACCACAGAAUCCCUUUCUCUCUGUUCUGAAUGGACUCGGAAUAUUCAGUUCUGGCGUGCUUGGUGCACUCUAUGCAUUGGCUAGGAAGGAAAAAAUCGCUACUGAAGCAACGAUAGAAUCGAUGACAAAAAAGCUGAAUGAGAAAGAAGUGGCGAUUGUUUCGCUGGAGAAGAGCUUUGAGCUGAAGCUGCUAAACGAGAAGGAUGAACGAAACAAACAACUUAAAAAAGCAAAUGAAGAGCAGCAGUCUUUGAUGAACCAAUUGAAAUCGGCAAACAGUACAAUAACAGGACUUGGGAAGGAGCUACAAAGUGAGAAAAAACUAGUUGAGGAUCUAAAAAUCCAAAUAGAGAAUCUUCAAAGCAAUCUCUCAAAGGCUGGGGAAGACAAGAAGGAACUAGAAGAGAAGAUGAAGAAGAAGCUUAACUCGAUUGAAGUACUGCAUGAAAAGAUAACGUUGCUCAGUUCGGAGAUCAAGGACAAAGAAGAAACUCUUUCUAAACUCAAUUCCUCACUUGCUGAAAAAGAAUCAGAGCUUAAGAAAUUGAAGUCUACCUUCGAGAAAACCAAGAAUGAACUAGUGGGAGCAAAUACAGAAAUGAGUAGAUUGAAACUAGAGAUUCUGAAAAGUGGAAAAGAGCUGGAAUUGAAGAAUACGGCUGUCAAUGAUUUGAAUGCUCAAGUGGGUUCUUUGACUGUUGAGAGAGAUGAUUCUAUCAGGAAAUUCAAAGCUAUUCAGAAGGAGUACACUGAUCUGAAGUCAUCUUCCUUAGAAAAGGCUGCUGCAGAUGCCAAGCUUUUGGGAGAAAAAGACUACACGAUUCACCAGCUUAAGGAAAAGAUAGAUGUUGCUUCAAAGGAAGUGAGUGAAAACCAAGUCUUAGUUGCCAAUUUGACCCGAGAACGGGAUGAUAUGAGGAAAUCUCUCGAUCUUGAAUUGAACAAUGUGAAGAAUUUGAAAAGUGAGCUCCAAAUUACACAAGAAGCUCUUGGGAAGUCAAGCAACGAGGUUUCUGAUCUGGCAAAACAAUUACAGCAUUCAAGAAGUCUGUGCUCUAGCCUUGAGUCCGAGAUUUCCAGGGUUACGGCUGAGUUUUCCGAAGCUAAGAAUUCUUUUGACCGGAACCUUGUUGAGGCAAAACGCAGUGCAGAAGUGUUAUCUAGUGGGCUUGCAUCAGCAAAAGAGGCUCAGAAGAAAACAAAAGAUGAGCUGAAAAUCGUGUCUCGUGAUUUGGCAGCUGCUGUAGAAAAUCGCAAUAGCCUAAAGAAGGAAUUAGUGGACGCGUACAAGAGAGCAGAAAGUGCAGCCCACGAUUUGAAAGAAGAAAAGAAGGUUGUUACCUCUUUGACCGAAGAAUUACAAGCUUUGGAGAAACAGAUUUCAGAACACAAAGAAUCUCAAAAGUCUCUCGAAAUAGAUUUGGAAGAGGCUACCAAGUCGCUUGCCGAGAUGAAUUCAAAAGCGAUGGUAAUUGCUAGAGAUUUAGAGACGGCGAAAUCUCACAUUUCAAGCCUUGAAGAGGAGAAAGAUGUGAUUUAUAAUUCCCUUUCUGAGCAGAAACGGCUUUCUCAGGAAGAAAGAGAAAGCAUGGAAGAUGCACAUAACAUUGUGAUGAAGCUUGGGAAAGAAAGGGAGGUGCUGGAGAAGAGAGGGAAGAAACUCGAAGAGGAACUGGCAUUUGCUAAAGGUGAGAUAUUGAGAUUGAGGAGUCUCGUAAAUUCUUCGAAACCUAUUGUGAAUCAUCGGGUUGAGGAAAAAAUUGAAGCGGGGGCAAAUGCCGCGGUUUCUGUGAAGAAAAGUGGUAGGAGGAGAAAGGGAGUUCCCCAACAAGAUAAUUCAUAGUACAAUACCGGGAUUGCUGCCUAUAUUAUUUGCUGGGUUUUUUUCCCAUUUGUAGAAAUGUGACCAAAAAUCACAGAGGUUGAGGAAAUUAGUUUUGUAUGUACUGAAUCUUCACAAGUUAGUAGUUCAACUUUCUGCUAUGAGUGUAUAACUGUAUAUUAUCAACUUGAGGAAUGUACUGCAUUUUUUUUUGUUACA